GUCUUGGCACGCCAUUUCCCGAGGGCGAAUCCAACCUUCCCAUCAGCGCAAUCAAAACUCGUGACUCACGUCCACAUAGGGAGCGUCGAGCAGCGUCAACGUCAUCAAAGGCCCAAGUCUAUGGACUGCGACCCCUGAAACACUUUCACGAUAUCUCAUAUCCAACGGCUGCCUCGAGGCUCUCACAAGGAUGGGCGAAUCACGCACGGAGCUGAUCCAGUGGCUCAACGAGUUGUUGCAAAUCGGUUACACGAAGGUGGAACAGUGCGGCACGGGUGCCGCAUACACACAGGUCAUCGACAGCAUCUACCGCAACGUUCCUCUUCACAAGCUCAACUUCGCAGCGAAGGCCGAGUACGAAUAUGUCAACAACUACAAGGUCAUGCAGGAGGCGUUCAAGAAGAACCGAAUCGACAAGCCGAUUCCGGUGGAGAGGUUGAUCAAGUGCAAGAUGCAAGACAACUUGGAAUUUCUUCAAUGGCUCAAAAAGUACUGGGAUGCGCACAUGCCAGAUGAUGAUUAUGACCCAGAGGCCAGGAGGGGAGGGGCGCCAGCAGCCCCACCACCUCUUUUGGGGGCGACGACUGUAGGAGGUGCGCGUUUGGGCGGGGCUGCACGUGCUCCUGCCGCUGCUACUAGACCGGCCGCGACGAGACCUGCCGCUGCUGCUACGAGAGCGCCAGUGAGAGGUGCGGCUGCCAGCGCGACCAGAGGAGCUCGAGUUGGCGCAGCUGGCGCCAGAGGUAUUCCGGAUGAGACGAUCGCGGCGCUGACUGGUCAGAUGGACGAGAUGAAGUUGAGCGUAGACUCGCUCGAGAAGGAGCGCGACUUCUACUUUGCCAAGCUUCGCGACAUCGAGGUUUUGGUCCAGGGUCGACUCGAGCUGCUCGAGACUGGAGAGGAACCCGCGGCUGAUAACAAUCUCGAGCUCGAAACGCUCAAGCAGAUCCAGGCGAUUCUAUACUCGACUGAGGAAGGCUUCGAGGUGCCAGAGGGGCAGGAGGGUGUUCUCGGGGAUGAGGAGGAGACUUUCUGAGCUAUAGAAUGCUUCCAUACCAGCUCUUGGAUCACGCUGCCUGCAAAUCCCACACACACGAUGCGUCUGCCGCUUAAUGUCACGCAAAUGAUCAUCCCGUCCUGAGA
Molecule: messenger RNA, 1143 nt
Organism: Ceraceosorus guamensis
Lineage: Eukaryota; Fungi; Basidiomycota; Exobasidiomycetes; Ceraceosorales; Ceraceosoraceae
Exons: 5
Coding region: 191-1036 (281 amino acids)
Biological process (GO): spindle assembly; regulation of microtubule polymerization or depolymerization; protein localization to microtubule plus-end
Cellular component (GO): microtubule plus-end; cytoplasmic microtubule; spindle midzone
Molecular function (GO): microtubule plus-end binding
Source: RefSeq, a predicted model, not a curated record